This is a messenger RNA of Trypanosoma rangeli, 305 nucleotides long. RefSeq lists its product as uncharacterized. The record is from RefSeq and is a predicted model, not a curated record. The transcript has a single exon. NCBI's taxonomy places the organism in Eukaryota, Euglenozoa, Kinetoplastea, Trypanosomatida, Trypanosomatidae. The annotation marks the transcript as partial.
CAGCGGCUACACGAGACCACCGAGCUCUUCGACGGGCGCCGGGCGGUGGCGGCACUAGGCGCGGGGCACCACCACUCCUCUGGUGGCGGGCCGCAAGCGCCGCCCCCAUCUCGGUUCCUUCCUGCGGGCCGCCUUUCGAAAUUCCCGCAGUAGGCGUGCGCGUGGCCUCGCCCCGGGUGGGGGCGGGGCAAAAUCGGCGCAGGGCCUCUCCCCUCCGCCCCCGCGCAGGAAGCGAUGUCGCAUCCAGGGGUGGCCUCCGCGAAGGGCUUGUUGGUCAUGCUGCCUUUUUUCUUUUUGACAAUUAA